Molecule: messenger RNA, 462 nt
Organism: Sphaerulina musiva SO2202
Lineage: Eukaryota; Fungi; Ascomycota; Dothideomycetes; Mycosphaerellales; Mycosphaerellaceae
Product: kinase-like protein
Exons: 2
Coding region: 1-462 (153 amino acids)
Biological process (GO): peptidyl-serine phosphorylation; intracellular signal transduction
Molecular function (GO): protein serine/threonine kinase activity; ATP binding
Source: RefSeq, a predicted model, not a curated record
AUGAGGUGUCUGAAGGCGAGUGCGAUGCAGCGACACGAGAUCAAAGGCGUAAAUAUAGCAGGCUUCGAUGUCAUUCGCGUUUUGGGCAAAGGCAGCUUCGGAGUGGUUCGCUUGGUGACUGAGCGUCCUGCAAGUGCUGAUGAUGGCAGCUCUCCGGCACGAAAUUUUUCACCCGUGAACGGCACUGCGAAGCGGAACUUGCCCUCGGGAAAGCCGCUGUCAGAUGUCUUUGCCAUGAAGGUGAUUCGCAAGUCCGACAUGCUUCGCGCCGCUCAGGAAGGUCACUUGCGAGCCGAACGUGAUUUCUUGGUGGCCGCGGAGGGCUCGCGCUGGGUUGUGCCUCUCAUCGCAAGCUUUCAAGACAAUACGAACCUGUACCUCGUGAUGGAGUACAUGAUCGGUGGCGACUUCCUCGGUUUGCUCUUGCGUGAAGAUGUACUGGAAGAGUCUCAUGCCAAGUAG